This is a messenger RNA of Nicotiana tabacum (common tobacco), 795 nucleotides long. NCBI's taxonomy places the organism in Eukaryota, Viridiplantae, Streptophyta, Magnoliopsida, Solanales, Solanaceae. The record is from RefSeq and is a predicted model, not a curated record.
GCUCUAUUGGAAUCUAUGGGUGUUAGUGGAUCUACUGGACCAGAAGCUGUUGCUGCUGCUGAAAAGAAUGCUGCUAUGUUGACUGCUAGGGCUGGUGCCAGAGACCCGUCUGCAAUUCCAUCUAUAUGCCGUAUUUCUGCUGCUCUACAAUAUCCUGCAGGUUUGGAUGGCUCAGAUGCUGGCUUAGCAGCAGUUAUAGAAUCUUUGGGAUUUUGUAUGAAGCUUCGUUGUUCUGAAGCUUCUAUAUUGGAAGACUUGGAAAAGGCAAUCAACUUGGUUCACACACGACGAGAUCUUGUUGAAAGUGGUCAUGCCUUAUUAGAUCAUGCUUACAAGGCACAAAAUGAGUAUGAAAGGACGACAAACUACUGCUUAAAUCUGGCUGCUGACCAAGAGAACACAGCGACUGAGAAUUGGCUACAUGAACUGGAUGUAGCUAUUGAUAAUGCUAAACACUGCCUUAACGAGGAAUGCAAGUAUGUUCGGGGCCUGGUAGAUGAAUGGUGGGAACAACCAGCAUCAACUGUAGUUGAGUGGGUUACUGUUGAUGGACAAAAUGUUGCUGCAUGGUGUAAUGAUGUGAAGCAACUUAAGGCAUUUCACGAUCAGAAACUACGUUGAAUUCGAUUCUUUGGCAGCUGUUACACAAUGUCUGUAAAUUUUCCUUUUCUCGCUUGCUAGUUCUCUGCAACUUCUUGUGGGUUUUGGUAUUCGUCGAUGCUGGGUUUCUAGCAGCAGCAGCAACAAAACCUAGGCGGCAAUUGUUGAAGAACAAUUGAGACUUCAAUCUAGACC